AUGCGGGAUAUUGUCUACAGGGCAGAAGCAGCUAUGAUGGCUUUUGAAGCAGCAGCAGCUGCAGGCCCAUCUGAAGCUGAUCUUGCGCUUCAGUCCAUUGAAUCUUCCUUGUCGCUCAACAGCAACAGCACGCAACAGCACGUUGCCGCUCUGCAGCGGCAGCAGCAGCACCAGCUGCGCCAGCUACUGGCAACGUCAGACAUCAUCAUACACGUCCUGGACGCGAGAUUGCCCCUAGCAUUUCGAUGCGCCGGCCUUGAGCGAUGGGCCCUUCGGGAAGGCAAGAAAGUUAUCCUGCUGCUGAACAAAGUGGAUUUGGUGCCAGCACCUGCUCUUGCAGCGUGGCUGCACCAGCUGCGGCGAAGCUCCGUGUGUCCCGUGUUGGCUUUCAAGUGCAGCAACAGCAGCAGCAGCAGCGGCGGCAAGCGAACGGGCAGGUGGUGUGCGGCGGACCCUAUUCGCGCCUCCGAUAAGCUCAAAAGGAGCAGCUCGCACGCUCUGGGAGUGCAGUCACUGCGGAGGCUUCUUUCUUCUAUAGCUCACGCAGCGGCAAUGCCUUCCCGUUCUGGAGAUGCAGCAGCAGCAGCAGAGCCAGAUACAAUGGCAGUCGAAGAGGGCAACACGAACCCGGAGACAUUAAGCCGACCUAGCGGCAGCAGCACCAGCGGCACCAGUACUGCCAAGGCAUUCAUGACAGUUGGUGUUGUGGGGUACCCAAACGUAGGAAAGAGCUCUGUGGUGAAUGCCCUCACACGCAGUGUAUCUUCAGCUGGAGUAGCUGCGCUGCCGGGCAGCACCCGCCAGUUGAAAUUCAUAAAGCUUGACUCCCACACACAACUCAUUGACUCUCCGGGAGUCCUCUUUUCUCCCCCAGCAAGAGAGGAGGACACCGCGAGAAUUCUGCCACACCCGCAUUCCUUGGUAGGCAUGUACCAGCAGCAACAACCGCAGCAAGCGCAACAGCAGGAGAAACCCUUGUCGGCAUCUGGAUCGUUGCUGCUGCAGUCGCUGCUACCGGUUCCUCAGAUCCCGGAGCCGGAGGCCGUUGCUGAGGCCCUGAUAGCAAUUUCGAGUGUCAGUAUACUGCAGCGACUAUACCAGCUGCCCUCCUUCUCCACCCCACGGGAAGCGCUUCAAGCGAUCGCAAAGCGCAGAGGGAAGCUCCUCAAGGGUGGAACGCCGGAUAUACAGGCCGCUGCGAAGAUGCUUCUGCAGGAGUGGCAGGAAGGCCGCGUGCCAUACUAUUCUUUGCCUUCGGGAUUUAUUGACGCAGAACCCUUGCGCCUUGUUAGCGUCAAUGGGGUGGCGGACGAGGUCGUCGUUGCGCUGCAGCAGGAACUGCUGGAUAGGCAGCUGGCGUCACUGGGGUUCUCUGCGGCAGCCGACAAACCACAAGUGGGUGUCGCGACUGAGGGUAACCAGACUUCUGCCCCAGUGCAGGGAGCGAUGCGUCUCAUGUUUAGGGACAUCACAACCACAAAGAGAGAGAGGGAGAAAGAGCGAGCUCAGGAAGAGGGGUCAGAACGAAUGGAACAUGUGGUUCUUCGGCAAAAGCAGCGCAAGCAAGGAAAGAGACGUCGGCGUGGCGAGUCAGCAUCAGUGUCCAUGGAGGAAGAUAAGGCGGUUGACAAACAAGGCGAAAUUACAGAUGGGCUCUGA
Molecule: messenger RNA, 1659 nt
Organism: Eimeria acervulina
Lineage: Eukaryota; Apicomplexa; Conoidasida; Eucoccidiorida; Eimeriidae
Product: GTPase domain containing protein, putative
Exons: 9
Coding region: 1-1659 (552 amino acids)
Cellular component (GO): nucleolus
Molecular function (GO): GTP binding
Source: RefSeq, a predicted model, not a curated record